UUGUUGUGAUUGGCGCGCACGUCCAACAGUUCGCAUUUGUUCGGCUCACAGUCAUGGAAAUUGCUCGUGUAUUAGAAUUCUAGUGUUUUAGGCAACAAAUAGGACAGCACAACGAACCAUAGGUCGGCGAAAGAGGCCAUUUUGCAUCUUCUUUGGGGCUACGGCUUCCGUGUGAACCACGUCCUUGGUGUCCCAACUCCCAGCCAAUGGUGCCACAUCAUAGCAGCUGAAACACACCGUGCAGCUGAACCAUUCCUCGUUUCUCCAUCCCCUGCGCCAGUGUGUGCGAGAGAUGGCGUCCGGGAGAAGUACACUGGCGGAAAGCCUCCGAGAGCUGUACCAGUUCAGUGUGGUCGACUACUGCAUGUUUGGUGCGAUGCUGAUGCUUUCCGCUGCCUGCGGGAUCUACUUUGGGUUCUUUAAGCGGAACAAGGGCGGUGACUCGGAGACGCCGGAAAGCAGCAGCAGUGACGAUGAGAGUGCCCACCGUACGGUGACGGUGGCGAGCGGAAGCAAGCGCACCAAAACCACGUUCGGUUCCUCAACGAUGGAUGAGUACUUGCUGGGAUCGAGGAAGUUGAAGGCGUUCCCGGUAGCGAUGAGUCUUGUGGCGGGAUACAUAUCAGGGGUAACGAUACUGGGGACGCCGGCUGAGAUCUACAACUUUGGCACACAAUACUGGUUGAUCGUGAUUCCCAUUCUGCUGAUGGGUGUUGCGGUUUGUACCGUGUAUCUGCCGGUGUUUUGCUCGUUGAAGCUGAACUCUUCGUACGAAUAUCUGGAGCUGCGGUUCAGUUCGUCCGUUCGAUCGAUAGCGUCAGUGAUGUUUGUCAUAGACGAGCUGCUUUUCCUACCGAUGAUCAUUUAUGUGCCAGCGUUAGCUUUCAAUCAAGUAACCGGCUUCAAUCUGUACGUGAUCGGUGCGAUCGUGUGCGUAGUUUGUAUAUUUUACACAUUACUGGGAGGCAUCAAAGCGGUGGUAUUUACCGAUGCGUGGCAAGUGGUCGUAAUGUUCAUCUCGGUGGUAGUUGUCGUUAUUAUCGGAACGAUCGCAAUCGGCGGCCCUGAUGUCAUCUGGGACCGGUCGGUAGAAGGGGGCCGGAUAGACUUCUUCAACUUUAAUCCCUCGAUGUACGAGCGACAAACGUUCUGGGCGGUGCUGAUCGGUGGCUUCUUCUACUGGACCUCGUUCAACUCCGUCAAUCAAACGAUGGUACAGCGCUACAUGUCUCUACCGAAUCUGAAGAAAGCAAAGCUCUCCAUCGCCAUGUUUACCGUAGGAAUGGGCGUGUUUGUGUCGGUUUGCUGCUACGCGGGGCUGCUGCUGUACGGCAAGUACUUCGAGUGCGACCCGACCUCCGUUGGGCUGGUGACGACGGACGAUCAGCUGUUCCCACACUACGUGAUGGAAUCGGUGGGCAAGCUGAAGGGCAUCCCGGGCCUGUUCAUUGCCGGCGUGUUUGGAGCCGCGCUUAGCUCCCUUUCCGUGGUGCUAAACUCUACCUCAGCCGUCCUGCUGGAGGACAUACUGAAAGGGCUGUUCCGGGUAAACCCAUCCCCUUUCGUCGCGAACGUGUUCGUGCGGGGCAGUGUAGUAGUGCUCGGGCUGGCCGCAAUGGGCUGUUUGUUCAUCAUCGAAAAGCUGGGCGGUAUCUUGAGCGUAGCGACAUCGCUAUCUGCCAUUGCGGCCGGCACUACGUGCGGCAUCUUCACGCUGGGCAUGUUGGUCCCGUGGAGCAACACCAAGGGCGCCCUGUUCGGUGGUGUGUCCGGUGCGCUUCUGUCCGGCUGGGUGUCGCUUGGCAGCCAAUUUGCCGGUGCGGCGGGUGAGAUCGUCCCACACAAGCUGCCCGUCUCGAUCGACGGCUGCAUCGAAGAUCUGGUCACCAACGUUACGAUGGUGAAUCCUGUCUACCCGGACGAGAGUGGAGUGUUUCCGCUGUACCGGUUGUCCUACCAUUGGAUCACACCGAUCGGUGUAACGACAGUGCUGAUCGUCGGAACGAUCGUAUCGUUCCUCACGGGACCACGCGAUCUGCGGCACAUCGAUCCGGAACUGAUCUCGCCCGUCAUCCAUCGGUUCCUGCCCCAAGAAUCGUUCGGCAACUUUGGAACGGCAAGCAAAAACUGUGGUGCAGUGGCGCCGGUGAUAUUUUGUGAAGAAAUGCAACCGCACACGAACAUUGCGUCCUCUUCCGGUACACCGUACGGCACAGCGGUGGAACGCAAUGGACAGGUAACGAAAUCUCGAUGAUGAAGCUACUGAUGAUAACUGAAAAACGAACUUAACGCAUAUCCCGUGGAGAAUCCCUGCAUCGGGAAGUCGGGACCUACGCGGCAGCACCGUGCCAAAUUCGAUAGUCAUCAACUCUGGAUCUGAUCCACCGCUAACACUAAGACACCUUUGUGUGUGCGAGAGAGAGAGAGAGAGAGAGAGAGGGACGGAGAGCGAACGAUAGAGGUUAUUGAAAAAUGCGCAAAGACAAACGACGUACGUAGUUUAGGUAGUAAAGGCGGGACCGAGGGCGCCCGGGCAGCCAUUCCAGAAGUAGUAGUUCACUUUUGGCUCUUAGUAAGACUGUGUACAAAACAAUCGAGUGUCUACUUGACUUCCUUACUUACAGUGGGGUGUGUGUGUGGGUGUUAGGGGUUGACGGCCAGUACGGUUUAAAGAGCAGCCAGUUCGAUAUUGUACGGUAAAUUGUGUUUUUGGUUUGUUUUGCUUUAGGUUUUGUAAGAUUUACGUGAUUGUACGCGUAAGCGUGUGAGGGUAUGGGUCGGCAAGCUUGCAACCACCUCUUCCACAACCACCACCUUCCACAAAACCCUCCCCCUACCUCCCACCAUAUCGUUACACGAUCUGUGAUAGACCAUGGUGCAAAAAAAACGCGGUGCAAAAGAAGUGGAUCCAGUCGGACACGGACUGGAGGAGUUGUUUUUUCUUCUUCUCUUGUUGUUUGUUGUGUGGUGGUUAUUGAUUGAAAGGAUGUUUUGAUUGCAACUGGAAGUGGGUGAAGUUAUGUAUUGUAAAAGCCAAUGUGCUUAGUUUGGGAAGUGAGUUCAAAGACGAAUGCUUAAAACAGGUUAAUAGGUGUAUGUAAUGAAUGUAGUAAAAAUAAAGCAGAUGUACGA
Anopheles merus is the source of this 3132-nucleotide messenger RNA. Its product is annotated as sodium-coupled monocarboxylate transporter 1-like. Lineage: Eukaryota; Metazoa; Arthropoda; Insecta; Diptera; Culicidae. Gene Ontology annotation, molecular function: symporter activity. The coding region runs from base 293 to 2254 and encodes 653 amino acids. The transcript has 8 exons. Gene Ontology annotation, cellular component: membrane. The record is from RefSeq and is a predicted model, not a curated record. Gene Ontology annotation, biological process: transmembrane transport; sodium ion transport.